Molecule: messenger RNA, 1784 nt
Organism: Ochotona princeps (American pika)
Lineage: Eukaryota; Metazoa; Chordata; Mammalia; Lagomorpha; Ochotonidae
Gene: PHOSPHO1
Product: phosphoethanolamine/phosphocholine phosphatase 1
Exons: 2
Coding region: 258-1136 (292 amino acids)
Biological process (GO): bone mineralization involved in bone maturation
Molecular function (GO): phosphatase activity
Source: RefSeq, a predicted model, not a curated record
AGCCCGGGGGGAUGGGGGCAGGUGGAGGGGACGGUCCAGACGCAUAUCAUCCACGGUCCCUAGGGACCGGAGGGACUUGUGAGCUGAAGCUCAGAAUUCCGGAGGUGGAGAAGACAACGCGUCCUCUCCAAUCCCCGUAAGCACCGCCGGCUCCGUCCUGCGCCCCAUUACCUUAGGCAACCCCCUGCCCACGGGUUACUCUGCAAACUCAGCCGGGACGGACCCUGUCGCCGCCGCCCCCUAUUGCCACGUCUUGGAUGUGCCAGCGCCUCUGGCCGUGGCCCGCUAACCAGCCUCUCCCUGGCCGGCUCCCGCCGCGCCCCCUCUCGCUUGCCUCCUCCUCCUCCUCCUGCUCCCUGACCCCCUGCUCCCAGGACCGCAGCGGGAUGGCUGCCCAGAGCGCACCGCGCUUCCUCCUGACCUUCGAUUUCGACGAGACCAUCGUGGACGAAAACAGCGACGACUCGAUUGUGCGCGCGGCACCGGGCCAGAGGCUGCCCGACAGCCUGCGGGCCACCUACCGUGAGGGCUUCUACAACGAAUACAUGCAGCGCGUGUUCAAGUACCUGGGUGAGCAGGGCGUGCGGCCGCGGGACUUGCGCGCUGUCUACGAGGCUAUCCCGCUGACGCCGGGCAUGAGCGACUUGCUGCAGUUCGUGGCCAAGCAGGGCACCUGCUUUGAGGUCAUUCUCAUCUCGGACGCCAACACCUUCGGAGUGGAGAGCGCGCUGCGCGCCGCCGGCCACCACGGUCUGUUCCGUCGCAUCCUCAGCAACCCGUCGGCACCCGAUGCACGCGGCCUGCUGGCGCUGCGGCCCUUCCAUUCACACAGCUGCGCGCGCUGCCCCGCCAACAUGUGCAAACACAAGGUGCUCAGCGACUACCUGCGCGAGCGGGCCCGCGAUGGCGUGCACUUCGAGCGCCUCUUCUACGUGGGCGACGGCGCCAAUGACUUCUGCCCCAUGGGGCUGCUGACGGGCGGCGACGUGGCCUUCCCACGCCGAGGCUACCCCAUGCACCGCCUCAUCCAGGAGGCACAGAAGGCCGAGGCUGGCUCCUUCCGCGCCAGCGUGGUGCCCUGGGAGACGGCGGCCGAUGUGCGCCUCCACCUGCAGCAAGUACUCCAGUCGUGCUGAGGACUGCCGCUGGCUGGGGGCGCCCCGGAACACAGGGGACGAGGGCCGCGUUGAGCCGGACAUUUCCUGGGAGGCGUGCGGGGAUGGGGGGAUGGUCCUCCCCGGUUAUUCCCAUCUAUGCAGUGAGCUCCUCCCAGCUGCACCACAAACCAUUCAACUGGGGAGGAUGGUGCGCCACGGGGGUGAUGCGAACACCUGGGUUAACAAUGGUGCCAUCCUCCGCGCAGGGCGGAAAGUGACCACCCCCUCCCUAGCCACACACACUCCUUGCUCGGCCUCUUUACGACCCCCUGCCCCAUCGUCUAUCCUAGGGGCAUAAAUAUCCUAACACCCCCGCGGAGAAGGUCCCUGCUGCUGCGUGGUCCCCUCUGCGAUGAAGUAUUCGCUGCUGCAUUUCCUCCCUGGGUCCGCCCCGCCAAGAGACGGUACGCGGUAGCCCACCCCCGACUCAGGUCCAGCCCGCCGGGACCGCGCGGCUGCGUGCGCCCCAUGUUUCCUCCGCAAACACCACACCAAAGCCGUCCUUCCCCACUCCCCACACCCUGCCACCCGUAUGGAACAGAAAGCCAUGAUGUUUUUAAGCAGAGCCAGGGAACCCCGUGUCCCCCGCCCCUCUGGUGUUAGAACUAUAAAGCAGGUGAAGGGGAA